This is a messenger RNA of Eupeodes corollae, 572 nucleotides long. RefSeq lists its product as uncharacterized. Gene Ontology annotation, biological process: proteasome assembly. The coding region runs from base 106 to 504 and encodes 132 amino acids. The record is from RefSeq and is a predicted model, not a curated record. The transcript has 2 exons. NCBI's taxonomy places the organism in Eukaryota, Metazoa, Arthropoda, Insecta, Diptera, Syrphidae.
AGCAAAUGUCACCGGCUCUUUUGACAGCACAUACAUGAUAAGUCGAAAAUAAUAUUUUUAUAACAAAAUAAUUAACAAUAAACAAUAAUCCUCAGGAAAUAUAAAAUGCCUUCAUCACCAACAACUGCCUCGGCGAACAUCCCCAAGGAAGUAUCGUCCUUCUCUUCAUUUCAUUCGACUUUUGAAAUUACCGAAACUAAAUACUCUGUGCGAAUAUUAAAAAUGCACAAAUCAACUUUCAUCUACAUCGGCAUUAAUGGCAGGGAGUUCCUCGAUGAAAUUGGCAUUGCAAUGCCAAUGGCAGAUUCACCCGGCAGUGUGGUUAACACAGUCGCGUUGGGCCCCCAACUUGGAUGUGAUUCGCAGCAACUUGCUCAAAAGUUAGCCAAACGUCUGAACAAACAAAUAUACGUCAGCUGUAAUAUUCCAUUCGAUCGAAUGGUCAUGCCAUUGUUGGAGAAGAACUUGGUCAAAAUUAUCCAAGAGAAUCCUGAAGUAGUCUAGAAUAAUUAUAAGAGUUUUGUAAAUAAAGAAUAAAUCGAUUUUGUGUGCCUCUGAGUACAAAAAUAUUA